Messenger RNA from Octopus bimaculoides (California two-spot octopus), 2614 nucleotides. Its product is annotated as cytosolic beta-glucosidase. NCBI's taxonomy places the organism in Eukaryota, Metazoa, Mollusca, Cephalopoda, Octopoda, Octopodidae. Gene Ontology annotation, molecular function: beta-glucosidase activity. Gene Ontology annotation, biological process: carbohydrate metabolic process. The record is from RefSeq and is a predicted model, not a curated record.
AGCAAGGUGCUCUCAAUAUCAUACUUUUGUUUUGAUUUGACAUUUCACCUCACAUCUAUACUUUACGGAUUUGUUUUUACAACUUUUUUAUUGUCUUUUUACCCCCCCUCCCCGUCCCUCUCUGUUGAUAUAUCUAUUUAUUGAAUGAAACUGUCACGUGUAACUUAAAAGGUCAAUCUUUUUAAAACACCUCUUACUAGUUCGCUGUCAGCACAGAAGUUAUUAUAAGUUAAAUUCUUGAGUGUGCUGGACUAUAUCACCUGACAUGUCAGAAGAAGAGAAUUUCAUAUAUGGAACAUUCCCUGAGCACUUCAAGUGGUGUGCAGCUACCUCAGCUUUCCAGAUUGAAGGAGGUGCCACUGAAGAUGGUCGAGGCCGUAGCAUCUGGGAUACAUUCUGCCACAUUUCAGGAAACAUUAUUGACAAUUCAACAGCAGACAUCUCAUGUGACAGCUACCACAGAUAUAUGGAGGAUGUUUCACUUCUGAAGAACCUUGGUGUGAAGUUUUAUCGAUUCUCAAUAAGUUGGCCUCGUAUCAUAGCUGAACCAACAAAGGGUGUCAAGGUGAAUGAAGCUGGUAUCCGCUACUACAACAACCUAAUAAACAGCCUGAUAGCUGUUGGAAUUAGCCCUAUAGUGACACUUUAUCAUUUUGACCUUCCUCAAGACAUACAAGAUGAGGGCGGUUUCUUAAAUGAAGACUUGCUUAUCAAAUGCUUCAAGGAAUAUGCUGAUGUUUGCUUCCAAAACUUUGGGGACCGAGUAAAAUAUUGGGCUACUUUCAAUGAACCAAGGCAGAUAUGUACUCUUGGAUAUGGUUUGGGGAUAAUGGCACCUGCUAUACACAGUCCCAAAACUGGGGUCUAUCAAGCAGCCCAUUCCAUACUGAAAGCCCAUGCCACAGUUUGGCAUUUGUAUAAUGACAAUUAUAGAAUCAACCAGAAUGGGAAGGUUUUCAUAGUUCUCUGUUCAGAAUACGCUAUGGCUAAAGACCCAGGGAAUGAUUCCAAUGUUGAAGCUGCAGAACUGGCAAUGCAAUUUAAACUAGGAUGGUUUGCACAUCCCAUCUACAUCAAUGGUGAUUAUCCUUCUGUCAUGAAAAACAAGGUUCUUCUUCUCAGCCAGCAAGAAGGAUUAAAGAAUUCUCGACUCCCAGAGUUUUCUGAACAAGAUAAAAAAUUUAUCAAAGGUACGUCAGAUAUAUUUGGUAUGAACUUCUAUACAUCUAGACUGGCAGAAUAUCAACAGAGAGAUAAUCCUCCUUCACAACCAUGUCUAGAUUUGGAUGAAAUUGUUGAAUUUUCAGUCGAUCCUAAAUGGAAUGAUGCUGGUUCAAUGUGGUUAUAUCUCGUCCCUUCAAGCAUGCGGAAAAUUCUAAAUUGGAUUAAAAGGGAAUACAAUUCUCCUGAGGUGUUUUUGACAGAAACAGGUUUCAUGGAUAAAACAGGCAGCUUAGAUGAUGAACACCGUGUGAACUCCUUCAAACUUUACCUCAACGAAGUGCUGAAAGCUGUGACACUGGAUGAAUGCAAUGUAGUUGGAUUUACUGCUUGGUCACUUUUGGACAAUUUUGAAUGGGUUUUUGGAUAUUCAGAGAAAUUUGGCUUGGUCAACGUUGACUUCAGUGAUGAGAAAAGAACACGCAAACCAAAGAAAUCUUAUUAUUACUAUGCUGAAAUGAUAAAAAACAAUGGAUUUUUACAACCCCCAAAUUAGUCUGCACUCUACCUUAUAGAAUUUCAAAGUUGGUGCAAUGAACAUGGGAUUUUUGGUGGGGGAACAGAGGGUCAUAUUUCAAAUAAGCAGAAAUGAAAAAUUAAGAAUUAAACUAGCAAAAAUUAAAAUUACCAUUUAAAAAAAAAAUUUUUUUUUAAAUUUAUUUAUUUUUUUUUUUAAGGACAAGGAUUUGGCAGAAAUAGUAGAAUACUGGUUUCAAAUCCUGCCUGGUACAACUUUGUCAUUCAUCUUUUUGGAAGGAGGUUGAUAGAAUAAAUACCAACUGUUCUUGUUGUUCAAGUUAAAUAUGAUCAAGCAAACUUAUGUGAUCAUAUCACUUUUCUCGGUUCCUAGUGUUAAUAAUUAAAGCAUUAUUUAAACAAAGUCAAUAAUGAUAGAUCAAACCUUAUUUUUUUUUUUUUCUUUUAACACUUCAAUUUUCCAACUCUCAAGCUCACUCCAAUAAAACAUUGCAAUUAAUUUCCCGAAUUAAGAGACAAACAUUUGAAAUAUCUUCUGAAUUUUUUUUUUUUUUUUUAUUGUUGACAGAAAAAAGAAAGAAAUGAAACAAAACAAAAUUUUCAACUGUUCAAACAAUGAACGGACUUGGAGAAAGGUCAAGUGAUUCUACACAGUAGUUCUUGUUGUCAGACGACAAAUCGCUGUUAAAUGACCGAUGUAAGACCAGAAUGAACUGAGUGUUGUUAACCUUCAAUUAAGUAGAGCUGAUGUUUUAUGACAAGUUGGAUAUCAAACAUUGAUGUCAAAAUGAUGUAUGAAUGUGUUUGUAUUUAAGUAUUUCACAAAACGGGUGAAUGUAUGUGUUAGUGUGUGAAUAUACUGCAUAUAUAUAUAUAUAUAUAUAUAUACAAACACACAUAUAUAUACACAUAUAUA